AUGUCACUACGGUCGUUCUUUAACACUAGCCACAGCAAUCAUGAUAAGGAUGCGAUAGCAGGAAAAGAUUUUGAUGCCUAUUUUCAAUCGCUUAUUGGUUCAAACAGCGAAAAGGCAGAAGAACAGAAAGGAAAAGCGAUAUCGAAGUUGUUGAAAGAAAAAAAUGUUCGUUUGUUGAGAUGUAUGGGGUUGGGACCACUGGGAUUUGUCUCCAACUCACUCCGAAAGGAUUGUUGGUAUGAAUUGUUGGCGUCGCAGUUGUAUAUUGAUGGUUCAGCAGAAUACAUUCCACCAGUAGAUAAGCAUAAGGACGAGGGACAGGUGAUUUUGGAUGCAGAAAGAUCUUUUGGUGGGAUUUCCAACAAGAACUUAAAGUUACAAUUGAAAGCGUUGCUGGUGGAACUGAUCACCGGUAUACUGAGAAAGUACCCGACUUUAAAUUAUUACCAAGGUUAUCAUGACAUUGUAUCUGUCUUCAUCAUAUGUUUUAGUUCGAAUGUUGUGGAAGAUAAUGCGCUAGAAUGGAAGACCCUCUCAUUGCGAGAUCAAAUCGACAUGGAAAGAUUAUUUUAUUGUGUUGAAUCAUUUACGUUAUUAUAUUUGAGAGAUUUUAUGAUGGACUCGCUAGAUUUCUCAUUUGAACAGUUGAGAUUGAUCUCUUCAUUGAUAAAGGAGUCUAAUCUGAAAUUCUACAACGUAUUCAAAUUCGACGAAAAUGAACCCCUUUUCGCCAUUGGAUCCAUAUUGACAAUCUUCGCACACAAUUUGAAACCGAUUAAUAGCGGCGACACCAAUCUUCAUAAAAUUCUUUUCCAGAUAUUUGAUAUGACCAUAUCCUUGCAAUCCAUGCAUAUACCCUUGAUCAUAUACAAAAACUUGCUUUUGCAAAAUGCGCCUGAAAUUCUGAAGCACAUAGAAGCUAAUUCUGAUGUUUUCGAAAACGACUUCGAUUUGCGUCAUGGUGCCAUACAAACGGUUUUACAAGAAAAACUAUGUGAUGAAUCGCUUUGGGAGGAAGUCCUGCAGAUAACUAGAGACCAUUCCACAAGCGCCAGCAAGAAGGUCUUGAAAAGGGUGCAUCUAAACAAAUAUAGCACGUUGCUGAAUACAGCGUAUGGCAAGCCUAGAAGUUUCGAUAUGGAUACCAUCAUAUUCUAUCUAAACGAACAAACAAAAAUGAACGAGCGUUAUAAGAAGGAAAAAUACCGUGGAGUCACCACUAAAUCGAAGACGAGGGCUUUAUUCAAGCGACUUGGCCAUUUUUUACCCUCCAAAUAUAACAAGUUGGGUAAAAUUUCUUUAUUAAUUGGAAUUCUAGCUAUCCUGUACCAAUUGCAGACUACGAGGUCACUGAGUUUAUUGCUCAGUCUACGGUACAUGAUUUCUACAAAGUUGAAAGAGUUGUCGCAUAUGCAUAUGAAUUUGCAUGACGUCAAUCACAUCUGGAUGGAUCCAAUAAAGGACAUUUUGAAGCUGGGGCAUCAAAAUAGAUAA
Messenger RNA from Saccharomyces kudriavzevii IFO 1802, 1494 nucleotides. RefSeq names its product GTPase-activating protein GYP8 (gene GYP8). The record is from RefSeq and is a predicted model, not a curated record. Gene Ontology annotation, biological process: positive regulation of GTPase activity; endoplasmic reticulum to Golgi vesicle-mediated transport. Gene Ontology annotation, molecular function: GTPase activator activity. Gene Ontology annotation, cellular component: endoplasmic reticulum membrane. Bases 1 to 1494 code for a protein of 497 amino acids. NCBI's taxonomy places the organism in Eukaryota, Fungi, Ascomycota, Saccharomycetes, Saccharomycetales, Saccharomycetaceae. The transcript has a single exon.